UAUUGUAACGGAGAAUUGUUUAUUUUACCUUAUUAACCACUGGUAUUACUCAAUGUCUUCUCAUAAUUAUAUUGAAAAUAUGGCAGCACAUUAGGAAUACAAUAUGUGUGUAGAAUUGUAUGAAGUAUCAAUCAGCUGUUUAAGCCCGUUGUUAUAUGUGCAUAAUAUAUAAAAAAAAAAUAGUACAGAAAUAAUAAAAUAAUUGUAACAUAAAAAAUAUGAGUCUACAAACAGAAUCAGGAAGUGCAUUUAAUCCUAAAAAUCCACAUAAUCUGGGGGAUCCCAAUGACAAAUCCCUAAGGAAAGUGGAAGUGGAAGUUCUUAUACCAAAAAUUAUGCGUGACCGUGCGAAGGAAAUUCACUGCAAUAAAGAAGUCCAAGAAUUUGAGAAAUGUUGUAAGGCAAAUAGUAUAAUGAUGGUUGUCACAUGUCGAAAUGAAAACUCCGCCUUGAAAUCAUGUCUUGCCAAGUGGUAUAAAAAUGAAGAGUUUAAAGAAGAAUGCAAGCAAAUUUAUCUAGAAGAACGUUCAGAAUACAGGCGUACCGGUAUUCCAAAAAAACAUCGAGUGCAAAAGAUAUAAUUUUGUAUAAGCUACGCUAUUUAGCUAAUUCUUGCGUUUGUACAAAAGUUGUACUGUUAAAUCGUCGCACUAUUAUUUCUGAUAUUUUAAGUGUACUAAUUUCUGAAAUAGCAUUAAAUGUUAAAGUUUUUGGUUUUGAUACUUCCAAUAUCAAAACAUCUUUAUC
Ceratitis capitata (Mediterranean fruit fly) is the source of this 747-nucleotide messenger RNA. Its product is annotated as COX assembly mitochondrial protein homolog. The coding region runs from base 219 to 581 and encodes 120 amino acids. Gene Ontology annotation, cellular component: mitochondrion. NCBI's taxonomy places the organism in Eukaryota, Metazoa, Arthropoda, Insecta, Diptera, Tephritidae. The record is from RefSeq and is a predicted model, not a curated record. The transcript is spliced from 2 exons.